Molecule: messenger RNA, 2742 nt
Organism: Peniophora sp. CBMAI 1063
Lineage: Eukaryota; Fungi; Basidiomycota; Agaricomycetes; Russulales; Peniophoraceae
Source: the annotation of a GenBank genome assembly
AUGGGCCGAAGAGACUCUUCUGCACCUGGUGGCGAUCCGGACGACACCAAUCCCUCUACUAGCAACACCGUGAAGCUUCGUCGAUCAAAGCGUAAUCUUCGAACCAACGACCAUGAUGAAUCCUCUUGUGUCGCCACAUCUGCUCCCGAAGGCUCUGUUGAUUAUUCGGAGGCUCUCGGAAAUACGCACCGAACGUCUCUAGAAUCCAUCCCCGUCGCUGGUCCAUCUACGGCGUCUUCAAAUCGGCCGCAUAGCACGAGCAACGAUCCGAAAACGCCGAACACGACAACGCAGCCGGAGCCCGGUGCUCCUAAAUUCACUCCUGGAACGGGCGUGGAGAUGCUGUGGGCGUAUAUGCUGGAGGACUGUCGAAACAGGACGAGGCACGAUGUUUACCAAGGCAAUAGGCAGCGAGCAGAGGGUCAGAUUGUGGUUGGCGUUCGGAUAGCCGAUUGGCUUGCUCAGUGCGCGCCUCUGACCCAUAACUCGGACUCGAACAUGCCGGAGUAUUGGGAGGCGAAGUCACUAGAGCUCUUCACCGAGAAGAAGGUCCCCUCCGUUCACGGUGAAGCUAAACUCUACAAUGCCAUCAAGGUCAGUGGCGUCUUUCCCCCCGGUGGUAUGAUCCCGAAGGACACGCACUACCUCAGAGGCGAAGAUGUGAACGACCCCGUGCAGAAGUAUUCGCCUGAUAUGGUUGUCGUGGAUCCAGACGUCGACAUCACUGUACCUGGCGUUGCUCGCGCGCGAUUGCUUCUGCCCCGCACGCAACUGGUAGCAGACCAGAAGUCAAACGCCGAGGACCCUGUGGGCGACUCCGACAAAGGCCGCGAGGCACUCGGGCAGUUAAUCACGUACAGCGAGGUCGUGUCUUCCAACUCACAUCGUACCAGUGUUCCGGCCUUUGUGGUCUUGCCCGAGAAGGCGUACCUCAUCCGGCUUGAUCACAGCGGCCUCAUUAUCAGCGAACCCUUCGCUUGGCGUAAGACGGGACAUCUGCUCUGCUUCCUGUCUCGGCUCAGCAACAUGUUGCCUGUGGAGCGCGGUGUCGAUACGACGGUGGAGAUGGUCUCUCCACAGGAUGAAAUGGCUAGGAAGAUGAAGCGGUUGCUCGAGACAGAUCUACGUGACGCUCUCCCGACUGGUAUCGCACCCAAGACCAUAUUCCCGACGGGGAAGUUCGGCGACCGGGCCCUCUUCCAUGUCUUUGAUUCGGAAAAUCGGCGUAUACAUCGCGUUCUCUCUCACCGCCCUCUCCACUAUGAUGCUUCCGGUUACGUCGGCUCUGGCGUCCGCUGGUGGGUUGGAGUCGAUGUUGACGACGAGUCCGUGGUGUUUUUCAAGACCUACUGGCGAAUCGAGCGCCCUGGAAUCCUCUCCGAGAGCGAUGUUCACCGGAUCUUCCGUGAAGCGCAGUCGCCCGUCGAGCAUACUCUUGGCUUUCUCUAUGGAGGGGACGUUCUCGUUAACGCUUGGGAACUCCGCAAACAGUACGGUGCCGAGCCCAUUCCCAUGCAUGAACCCCUCGUAACUCAGAGGACAUUUACGCAUGAAUUCGUGAAACGAAAUAGCACGGAGUACAGCCGCCUAUGGUCCGAACGUGGGCAUAAGGACGACCAGGACGUAGAAAUCUUGCCGCGAGUUCAUCACAUAUCUGUUUUUCGUACAGUCGCGCGUCGCUUACGCACAUUUGAGAGCACUCGGGAGCUCGUGCGUGUUCUGCACCAUGCUACCCUAGCUCUUGAACAAGCCUACAAGGCGAAUAUUCUCCAUCGCAAUAUAACCUCCAUCAGUGUGGCAAUUGAUUGUCAAGGGAAUGGUGUGGUCAUGAAUUGGGAUUGGGCGUCCCUGGCAGUGCGCGGCGAUGACUCCCCUAGGACGAAAAGUAGAGAGAUAUCUCUGCUCUUCGCCUCAGCCUCCAUGCUUCAAUUCCCCGAUGAGCGCGCACACCUGUUGCGGGACGACCUCGAGUCCAUCUUGCAUCUUCUCUAUUACCACGUUUUGCGGUUUCGUCCGACGCUAAAGACACGGCAAAUACGAGGGUCUCAGGUCCUCCAAGCGUUGAAGUCGAUUUAUGAAUCCUCCACUUCGACGGAAACGAGAAGGAUUGACGCCGGCUCGGAAAAGGCGACGUUCAUGAGUGGGGAAUCGACAUUCAGUGAUCGGCGACUGAACGGUGCCAUCCGCCCGCUUCCGCUUUGGACCUUGAUGCGUAGCCUUCGCGCUGUUUUCGAGCCGCUCUACAUCCCAGAGCCGUCAUUAUAUGGCGACGAGACCGCGGAGUCACUUGUGAAGGUCAACGAUGAUAAGCGCUACUGGAGAGAGCAAUUCGAGUGUGCGGGGACUCGGCUCCAAUCUGCACAACCGCUUCUUGCUUGUUUCGAGGACGCUCUUCAGAAGUCGGAUUGGCCCCCGUCGGACGGUGCUGUGGACCAGUACCCAAAGGAUACCCGGCCAUCAACAGGGUCUCGGGCGUUUACCAGCAGCCUCACCAGCUCUCUCGCCUCCGCGUCUACGAAAUCCGGCACAAAGCGUUAUUCCGAUGGACCAGGUAAUCUUCCUGUUGCCAAGCGGCAGAAGAUGUCUCCAGUGGUUGUGGAUGAUAUAUUUGGGCCUAGCACCAGUACUCGAUCCCCCAAUGUUGAGAGUACAAGGGCUGACGAAGACGAAGAUGAAGACGAGGAGAAAGAGAAGGAUGAUGGCACUACAGAAGAAGACUUAUUCUUGGGGAAUAGACGUUGA